UAGUGCUCCCCCCGUCUCUCCCCCUCCUGCCUGCAGGUCAGAUGUGGUGGUUCUCUGCUUCUCCCUGGCGAACCCCAACUCCCUGCGCCAUGUGAAGACCAUGUGGUACUCGGAGAUCAAGCACUUCUGCCCACGGACACCCAUCGUGCUGGUAGGGUGCCAGCUGGACCUGCGCUAUGCUGACCUGGAGGCAGUCAAUCGUGCCCGGCGCCCACUGGCCAAGCCCAUCAGACCCACGGACAUCCUGCCGCCCGAGCGGGGCCACGAGGUGGCCAAGGAGCUGGGGGUGCCGUACUACGAGACCAGCGUGGUGGCACAGUUCGGCGUCAAGGAUGUCUUUGACAACGCCAUCCGCGCCGCCCUCAUCUCCCGCCGCCACCUGCAGUUCUGGAAAUCCCACCUGAAGAAGAUGCAGAGGCCCUUGCUGCAGGCACCCUUCCUGCCCCCCAAGCCGCCCCCGCCUGUCAUCCACAUCCCGGAGCCAUCCACCAGUGGUGGCCAGGGCCCUGCCGCCCUCUUCUGCACCCCGCUCUGUGCUGAUGUGGUCUUCCAGCUGCAGGGGGGGCACAGUGUCUUCGCCCAUCGCGUCUACCUGGCCACAUCCUGCUCCAAGUUCUACGACCUCUUCACCCUGGCGGGGUCGGCGAGCCAGGCUGGGGAGCCCUGUGGCGUGGCGCGGCGGGCGGCCAAGGAGCCAGCUGCCAGGACUAAGAGCCUGGAGAUGGAGAAGGGCCUCCUAGGUGAGGGGGCCCAGGCCCCUCUCAGGACUUCGCAGAGUGACGAUCCCCUGCGGCUGGUGCAGGGCGAGGGCCAGCAGUUCCCAGGGGCCGGGGGCCAGGAGCUGUCGGGCUGGGGACGGGGCUUCGUCAGCAUGCAGCUGGAGUUGGUUCAGGACCCCGUGACCCAGCGGGAGAAGCAGAUGACGGUGGUGUCCAUGGACUGCCUGGUCCAGCCGGGGCCCUUCCAGGCGGUGCUGGAGUACCUGUACACGGGCCACCUGGACCAGGGCCGCGCAGACCUCAUGCAGGUGGCCAUCAUCGCCGAGCUGCUGGAGGUCUUCGACCUGCGCAUGAUGGUGGCCAACGUGCUGAACAAGGAGAGUUUCAUGAACCAAGAGAUCACCAAAGCCUUCCACGUGCGCCGUGCCAACCGCAUCAAGGAGUGCCUGGGCAAGGGCGUCUUUGCGGGUAUGGGCGGGGCCUGGGGCCUCUUCUAGCAUCCAGGUGCUGUA
Messenger RNA from Terrapene triunguis (Three-toed box turtle), 1231 nucleotides. RefSeq names its product rho-related BTB domain-containing protein 2-like. Lineage: Eukaryota; Metazoa; Chordata; Testudines; Emydidae. The record is from RefSeq and is a predicted model, not a curated record. Bases 101 to 1216 code for a protein of 371 amino acids. Gene Ontology annotation, biological process: small GTPase-mediated signal transduction. The transcript has 2 exons. Gene Ontology annotation, molecular function: protein binding; GTP binding; GTPase activity.